CAAUGGGAAAACCAAUUAUUGAAAUUUGGCCUGAGUUUCCUGAAUUGGUUAAAAUAUUCGACAGUCCAAUUUAUAAAUUAGAUGGUACAGUAUGGGGUAUAAUGGGUAUAUCAACUGAAGUUACUCAAAAGGUCUUAAAUGAUCGAAGAUUAAAAAUCCUUGGCAAUCUUUCACUCCAGACUGCUG
This is a messenger RNA of Dentiscutata heterogama, 186 nucleotides long. The record is from the annotation of a GenBank genome assembly. Lineage: Eukaryota; Fungi; Glomeromycota; Glomeromycetes; Diversisporales; Gigasporaceae.